Molecule: messenger RNA, 6081 nt
Organism: Acaulospora colombiana
Lineage: Eukaryota; Fungi; Glomeromycota; Glomeromycetes; Diversisporales; Acaulosporaceae
Source: the annotation of a GenBank genome assembly
AUGCUUGACUUCACAGACUGGGAACCGGACAGGUUUCGAAUAUUACUUGAGCAAAUUGAGAAUGUUUCAUACUCCGCGUCCGAGUCCGGUUUAAAAGAAAUAAGUUAUAAACUACAAGAAAAUAAAUCGUGGUUUAUAAAUUUGCUUGACCUCCCACCGCAACAACUAGAUCAUCGAAAUCAACUCAAGAAUAAAGUUCGUUCCAAUAAAUAUAAAUUAGGUACUGCAACCAUAAAUCGCACGGAUUACAAGUUUUCGGAAUCCUUUGUUGUCGAGGCAAACUCGAUAUCGGAUUUUCUCAAGAUCGAUGAAUUUCUCGCAGCAUGCCUUCUUCAUCAUGGAUCAAAACAAUGCGCCAAAUUUAACAGAUCCGCCCCAGAAACAGCAGUUCUACUUUUACUCCGAGAGCAAGCAUAUUUGUUGGUAUGCUUAUCGAGUCUCAUAGGAAAUGCUUUUAAUGAAGACGUAAACAUUUCAGCCAGAGAAUUGUUCGCGGACUAUGUGGACAGCUUGUUUGGUGCGGCGUCGAAAGUGACCAAAGACGGCUCAUAUGCAGGAAAGAUAUUGUCGACUAUUCGAAAGCUUAAAAACGAAACAGUUGAAUUCGAUUCUCGAUUACAAAAACUUUUAAGUCAGAGUCAGACAAUGAUUACUUCUCAAGAUUUACAACUUCUCAAUGCCGGGUAUACUUUGAUCAAUUUUAAUAGUGAAUCUAUGAAGGAUAAAAUUAAGCAAUCAUCGAUACACCAAAGAUAUCUUGCACACAAUUUAUGGUUAAUAUCUUACAAUUACCUUUUGGAUGUAAAGGAUAUAACAGAGCUGACAAAUAUUUUACGUAAUUCUGAUAUGGACGACAUCGUUUUUCCAUAUUUGAUUGCUUCAUUACUUUCAACUAUUGAUACGUCAUCCGAACAUUUGUCCAUUGAUUUGCCAGCGAAGCAAAAACACGACGAUUUGAUUAGAAACAAGGAUUUUAUCAACGAUUUUGCAAACUUUAUUAACAAAGGCUCAUGGAAGGUUGAGGCAGCUAGAGCAACAAUUACUAUUCAGUGGUGUCUAUUUGUAUUAGAGGCUUUACGCAAUUCUCCGUCCUUGGAGUCGCAGUUAAUUAUUAAAGAAGAACACUUGGGAGAAAUGUUUCAACGAGCGGUUGUCAAGGACGCAUUUCAAUUUAUAACCCACUAUUUACUUUCAUUUCAAAAAACGGAAAUGGAAUCCGUGUAUGCUGAAAUUGCACCAAGUAUAUCAACCGUAUGGGAAACCAAAAGCACUGAAAAUGGCUCGUUCAAUGUCACAUUCUCCCCCCCAGGAAUGGUUCCGAAAGUCGACGGUCAUAUACAAGAAGAUUUUGGAUAUUACCUUCGCAAACAACUCGAGUUCUUUGUCAUAUCGAUAGUGACCAGGAUGUGGAGUAAUUUACAAAAGAUCAGGAGACAGGAGGAGGACGCUAUCCAAUCAGCAGCAACCGAACCUUUGGUUUCGUCUACUACCAGAAAGUCUAUUGUAGUACGUCAUGACGUCGAAGCCUUCUUCAUCUUGAUAGCCAAUAUUUACAGAAAUCUUCCCGAUGAAGGCUUAAGAUUCUGGAUAGACUUGAAACAGAUAAUAAAUUGGGGAGCAAGUUUUCAGGAAAAGGGAAUGAUGAGAGCAUAUUUGGAAAUGCUUUGUUCGUUAUCUGCGGGCGUUCAUUCCAGUGCCCGUGCCGAUGAUUUCCUUUCACGCAGUUCAGAGGAGAUGGGUGAAUGGUGUUCGUGGACUACAUUGUUCAGGGCCUUGAACGAGUACAAUAUGGGGAUGAACCAAGAUAUCAAACAAAUAUUAGAAGAUGAAGUCAAACUUUUGAUUUCCUUUCUAAGAGUUUUCCAGCAGGUUGUUCGAUAUUCGAGUAACGCAAGGAUUAGGUUCUUCCAGGCCAACGUGAUAAAGAGUCUCUUUCGCUUAGUAAUCCAUCACGUGCCAACCGAGCUAAAAGCGGAAUUAUAUAAUUCGAUCACGUCGUUUUGUGUUCCGGAAACCGAGGGAUUUCUGGAUAUCGUUUUGCAGAUAUGGUAUUUGCUUGAAGAGGAGCAAAUAGUUCACACCGUCCCCAAGGAUCUCAAGUUCGGAGCGACCACGUACUGGGGAAUCUCAAGCAUGCAGGCGCAAGACGCUUGGGCCAUAAAAAAGGAGCUCGAGGAGGUUGAAUCACCGAGAAAGCUAUUCUUUCAGACAUUUUCAUUUGUACGUUUCAUCAGUUCCCUAAUUUAUGUUCCCGAUAUUCAUGUCUCUCUUCGCUGCGGAUUUCCUGUUCGCUCCCCGACAAUGAUCGAGCAGAUUGGAACUGGUUAUCGACAACCCGGAAUUACACCCUAUGUAAAUUUUAUCAUCGAUGACAUUUUUAUCAAAGCUCCGAGUCGCGAUUACAUCUUCCCAUCACAAAAGUGGAAUAUCAUGGCGUCUUCCCUAGACAUAAUCUAUAAAUGCCUGACUUCGUUUGAUUUGACAGGUCCAUUGUUCCAAAACGAUCAAGCGUCAAUCACGAAACUGGAAAUUGUAAACAAAGAAGAAACCAACACUUUUAACAAAGAUUGGGUUCAAUAUCUAAGGAAUCAUCCAGGAUACGAUAUAAUGAAAAGGUUGUUGAGUAACUCCCGAUUGGUAGAUGUGAUGUUUGAAAUAAUUUCACAGGGAAUUGAGGCAUUGGGAGAAGAGGUCAAAGCACCGUUCAUUUUAGAAUCGGUUUUGCAUUGCUUGAGAAUAUUGUGGGUCGCAUUAGAAAAGCAGGAAAGAUUUACGAAACGAUUGGUCCCUUUAGUAGGCGAAAAUUCUCCAGGACAACUUGAAAACGCGUUCUUAUCUAAAAAGGAAGUUAUAGUGCAAAUAGCACUAUUGCUCAAUUACGGAAACGCUGAUGUUUGCCUGUACGUUGUCAAGGUUUUGUCUAGCCUCUCCAGAUCGUCAUUAUUCAGUUCAAAGGAUAGAUAUGGCAAAGAAAGAGUAAAUAGAUUGGUUGGGAUACUAGAUUCUAGUGUUGAUUCAGAAGCGAUUAUUGGCGGUUUUGUGACACGGUUGGAGUUGAGUGGGGAUGAGGAGACAUGGGACAGUAAAUAUAAAUUAGAAGGUUUUGAGUUAACUCAAGUUGGAUUAAAAUCCUGGUCCGUACCUGGAGAGGAUGAAUUCUGCGCGGGACCGCUGACGCAUGAACCGGCAAUCACUUUCGGAACGGUGAGGUGCGCAAUAUUGAAUCUCAUUUUAGAAAAUUUGAUGCCUGUUAAAGCCACUCCAACAAUAUCACAUUUUCUCCUUGGUUUUGACCUUCGAGGUUCGUUACAGGCCCCGGUUAUCAAAUACAUCAAACAAGACGAUCUUAGGGAAUCGUGUCUGCAUAAAAUAAUGGAAAUCUUAGGGCAACCUAUCAACAAUGAUUCGGAUGUUUCUGAAGUUAAUCCUUUGCUAUCUAAUUACCCAUCACUGACAGCCUGUUGUUACCAAAUUUUGUACCGACUUUGCGCUGAUUAUAACACUUCCGACGUGACAAUGUUAUUUCUCCGAAGCCAAGGAUUCAUUCAUCGCCAAUUCAAAGCGAUGCCCUUACAAAUAGUUUUACCGGAAAAGAUGCCGGAAUGGGGAGAGUUAUGCAAAAUGACACGCUAUGAUAACCAAGUAAUGGGAUUAGACUUGGUUACUGUCUGCGCGAAUCUCGACGAGCGAACGUAUUUGAUGAAAAUGAUUGCAUUGGAAUUGCGUAAAUGUCAGACUCGUUCUGGUAUUGAGCGAUUACUAAUCAUGUUAUUAGGAGUUGGUGCGAUUAAGUCACCAGCCAGGGAUGCAAUGGACGAGGACCUAUCGACCACGUCAACGAUAAAAAUUCUUGAUAUUUUAAACAUGUUGGAAUUUGAUUGGGAUGAUUUAUGGCAAAUAAAAGAACCGACGAGAAAUUACUUUGACAAAAUUAACCUCAAGGCAUUACUGACACUUAACGAACGCGGGUUUGCUACUUAUAGAUUGAACGAUGUGUUCUCCGAAAUGAAUCAGACACACAUACACCUUCGAAAGCAGGCACAGAUGGGCUUUUCGGUUAACGAGACUAGCUUACGCAAGGAGAUGAAACAUAUACUACGAUACUGCUAUUUUUAUAAUCGCGAUCAAGAAUACAUAUACUCUAGGCGUGAAUGUUUUAAAGCGUGGAGGGAAGUGACCGAAGUGACCAUUGUUAAUCAUUAUAGUCGCCUGCGUUUGGAAGUUCGUGAAGCUACGUUUCAUGAUAUACUGUCGGUCUUAUUACCAACUUUACAGCGUGAGGCUCGAGCGAUUGCAGAGAUCAUUAGUAAGGUCAUAUUAUCGGCAAUUACGGUUUUACGGUUAGAUCGCAGACGCUUAUCGAUUCUACAGACGGCGAACACCGCAAAUCUCGCAUAUCUGAGAGUUCCUUCUGAAAGACUUUUCUCUAUAUUACGACUAAUCUUGGAAUGCCUCAUAGUCCAAGAUUUUUCACCGGAUGUUCGGAACAAUUUAUAUGCGACGAUUUAUAAUUAUCUGCACUACAUCGACUACGAACCUGAUAUAUCAGCGGGAUCACUGCCGCCGAGUGACUUAUCACGAUCGCUUUCUAAAAGUGUUAUGACACGAUCUGUCUUUUCAACACCCAUACCAGGAACUAUCUUGAAAAACUCAUCGCCUAAGCCUUCGAUAACUCAAACUCGUGGUGGUACUCGAUCUAUCCUCGACGCUGGUAAUCUUGCGGUCUUUAGAAGUGUGGGUAAAAGAUUGCUCGAUAUAAUUCGACUAGAUGCUUCUGAGGGACCAGUCGCCGGAAAGUUAUGCGCUUUAAAUGUGCUAACAGCUAUCUGUAGUUUGGACAAACGAGAUAAAGGUCUUUUUGUGAUUGAUUACAUAAUUACAACAGGCUUUCUUGGAAAUAUUGUUAAGAAUUUGAAAAGUCAAAAUGAAUUACUGUUGCAGUCCAUAAGCCCUCGAUAUGAAACGGCCGCAAUACAAGCGAAAUAUGUAUUUGAGGCAAGAAUGGGACUUUUAAUGUGCUUUGCUCAGCGUCGCGACUGUGCCAGUAAACUGUUGGAGAUGGGGAUUAUGGGCUAUCUGGACGACUUGGAAUUUCUAGACGAACGACCAAAUUAUAGCAAUCCAGAAAUAGGAAAGCCUGUGUAUAAGGCAUAUCAUGAUCUAUUGACGCUGGUGGUACGCCUUAUUGUCUGCAUCCUCACAAGCAUAGGACAUGAAAGUGCAGCCGCCCUGGUUAAGGUUUCCCAAUUCAUCAGUGGUCACCAAGACUUGAUUGCAACUAUUUUUACCGAUGUACCUUCCAUAGACGCACUAAAUUCGCAAAAUUCUGAGUUGCGCGCGAACUUUAUAAUGUGCAUCGAAGUUCUAAAUGAAGUGACGCGUCUAUUCUAUUUAUUGGGUGACAAGAUAAAACCCAUCGAUCUAGUUACUAACAUCAUUAAUUUUGUAACGACAGCAUUCACCCCAAUAUUCACUCAAUCUCUCAAUGCUGCCAAGCGACCUGAUGACGACUACCACGGCGAUAUCAGGAAACCCGAGCUCUCGGUUCUCGUUAAUUACCUUCGUAAUUCUAUCGACCUCCUUGAACAAUACCUGCAAAACCUUGGAAAGUUAUCGUCCAAAAUAGAAAAAGGAGAAGAAGCACUUGAUAAUAUUGAGGAGGUUGUGACAUCUCUACCCGAUGAUUUUGCUUUUGACCUGGAUGAUUCCCAGAGGAAGUCCUUAGCCAUGCGAGCUUUGCAAGAAAGUCAUUUUAAGUCAUCGAAAUUUGUGUCACAAUACUUAUAUGAUGUUGAGAUCUCUUUGUUAUUAUUAUGGCGCCACCUUGAUUAUUAUAUGACCCCCGGUAGUCAAAAAUCAUCCUUUGAUACAAAUCAAGUAUUGCCUUCCUCCACAGCUCCAAGGGAUGCAAAUAAAAAGCGUUUGCAAGAGGAUGGGAAUCUCGUUCUUACCGAUAUUUUGAAAAGAUUGGAAUCACUCGAUCAACAACCGACUACGAAGGAGAUUGUUGAUCGAUUUAAGGCGCGUAAUGAUUACAUUCAAAUGUUGGUGCGGAAACUGAAAUCACUUCUUGUAACUUGA